CUUGGAUUACUUCGGCUUUUGCAUUUUUUGGUGUGGUCAAACUGUAUUCUUUUUUUUUCGUCUACUCUUUAUUAAAAUGCCACCAAAGCGGAAGCAACCAGCUUCAUUAACUACUAGUACUCUGGUGCCAAGACAUAUAAAAAGUGCUAAAAAGAAGAUGGCUACGGCACAGUCAAAAUAUGAAGCCGAAGGGUGUAGAAAAUGGUUCGAUAAAUAUGCAGAUAAGGACAAUCGAGACUUGAUAGGACCGGAUGGCUGUCAAUCCUUCUUUUCGGAUAUUGGUAUAUCGUUGGAAAGUAUUCAGCCUCUUAUCAUUGGCUACAAAAUGAAAUCGAGUAGAAUGGGUUAUAUCACCUGGGACGAAUGGUUUGACGUAAUAAAACCGAACAUAUGCAAUAUGGAAAAUGAUGGCAAACUCAAGGCUGUGGUCGAUCAGUGGGAGGAGUCAGUCUUGAAUGAUCCAGAAGAAUACAUGCAGUUUUAUUUAUUUACAUUUAAUUAUGCAAAAACAACAGGACAGAAGAGUAUGGAUGUAGAGACUGCAAUUGCGUUCUGGCAGAUUAUGUUACAAGACAAAUACCCAAUUGUGAAAUCAUUUAUUCAGUUUCUUCAAGAAGCUCACCCAGUAAAAGUGAUUAAUAAGGAUCAAUGGUCAAAUAUGCUAUAUUUCUGCCAGUCCGUACCAGAGAACCUCCAAAAUUACGAUAAUACUUCAUCAUGGCCCGUCUUAUUCGAUGAUUAUGUAGAAUGGAGACAAUCCUUGUAAAUAUGUAACAAACAUCCACUAGUAUACAAAUUCAAAAUAAAAAGCAAGUAAUACACAGCGUGUGGUUUUUUUAAAAAAAAGAAAAAAGCGAGUAAUAUUUACGCGACUCGCAUUUUUUUUUAUCACACAAUGACAUUUACUCCGAUA
This is a messenger RNA of Mucor mucedo, 913 nucleotides long. RefSeq names its product Cullin binding-domain-containing protein. Gene Ontology annotation, cellular component: ubiquitin ligase complex. The coding region runs from base 77 to 766 and encodes 229 amino acids. NCBI's taxonomy places the organism in Eukaryota, Fungi, Mucoromycota, Mucoromycetes, Mucorales, Mucoraceae. The record is from RefSeq and is a predicted model, not a curated record. Gene Ontology annotation, molecular function: ubiquitin conjugating enzyme binding; ubiquitin-like protein binding; cullin family protein binding. Gene Ontology annotation, biological process: positive regulation of ubiquitin-protein transferase activity; protein neddylation. The transcript is spliced from 8 exons.